AUGUCAUCUCCUCCUCUCUCCCUUCUCCCCCCUUCCGCAAUCUCCCCUUCAGCAUUUCACCAAGCGCUCAAUCUGUACCCCUCGCUGGUCGAGAAGGUAUACAGAUCCAAGCUCAAAAACGAUCCCAAAAAAGUCGCCGACGCGUUGGAGCGCGAUCUCUGGAGGUUUGAGGAGUUGCCCGCUGCUGUUGCUGCGGCUACUGCCGCCGAUGCUGCCUCGGGCUCUCCUGGAGUCGAACGAGCUCAGGUCGCUGUGCAGGCCUCAAAGAAGGAGAAGAGCAAGACAAAGAGGAGUCUUCCGGAGGCGCCAGACGGCAGUAGUGGUGGGGGUGGAUUGACCAAGGAUGCUGUUGAGAGGCUGGUACAAUGGAAGAUAACCCACGGCCACUCUCGGCCCUUUCUCCCAGCCAUGGUGCGGAAGAACGACGCCUCGGCAAUCCAAACCCAGACGUCUCUCGCUUUCGCCAAACUCUGUCCUCCUUCACCGUCAACGUCAAAGUCAACGCCAACGUCGGCUUCCACGCCUCGUCCUCGUCCAUCCGCCACCACCGUAGCCGAAGCCCUGGACGCGGUCUGCAAAUUGACUGGCAUCGGACCGGCCACAGGGACACUGAUCCUCAACGUCUUCGACCCGGUCCACGUUCCCUUUUUUCAGGACGAAAUGUUCCUGUGGUUCUUCCCCCACGUCGGCAAUAAGCUCAAGUACACGCUCAAGGAAUACCUGCGGCUGCUCGAGGCGGCGGCACCGGUCCUGGAGAAGUUGAACGUCCGGGCCGUCGAGCUGGAACAGGUUGCUUAUGUCCUGGGACACGUGGACGUGUUGGACGCGGCGGAGCGCCAAGCACUAACGGACGUGUUCAAGGAGCGCGAGGGCGAUACUGGUACGAGUCAGGACAGCAAUCGCGGUCCGGACCGAGCAGCGGAGGAUGGUGCUGAUGCGAAGGACACCACGACCAGUACUCCACGGCGAGAGCCAGCACUAGCUGAUAAAGGAAGGAAACGGGUAUCGAGGGAAGACGACAAGGGAGGGGAAACCCGCGCUCCAAAACGACAAUCACAGCGCAAGAAGUGA
Molecule: messenger RNA, 1071 nt
Organism: Cladophialophora bantiana CBS 173.52
Lineage: Eukaryota; Fungi; Ascomycota; Eurotiomycetes; Chaetothyriales; Herpotrichiellaceae
Exons: 2
Coding region: 1-1071 (356 amino acids)
Source: RefSeq, a predicted model, not a curated record